Messenger RNA from Carassius gibelio (silver crucian carp), 1201 nucleotides. RefSeq names its product neuromodulin-like. Gene Ontology annotation, biological process: regulation of growth. The record is from RefSeq and is a predicted model, not a curated record. The transcript is spliced from 4 exons. The coding region runs from base 181 to 741 and encodes 186 amino acids. Lineage: Eukaryota; Metazoa; Chordata; Actinopteri; Cypriniformes; Cyprinidae.
GCAGCGCAGACAGUGUGACUGAGGCUCAACUGUGAUGAGUUUAAGCAUCAGAGUCAUCAGCUGUUGAUACAGCCGGAGUGUGAGAGAACAGAGAGAGAGAGAGAGAAGAGAAGAGAAGAGAAGAGAAGAAGAAGAAGAAGAAGAAGAAGAAGCAGAGCGAGGCGCUGAAAGGAUAACACUAUGCUGUGCUGUAUCAGGAGAACUAAACCGGUUGAGAAGAACGAAGAGGCCGAUCAGGAGAUCAAGCAGGAUGGAACCAAGCCAGAAGAGAAUGCCCAAAAGGCCACCACCAAGCAGAACGGUGCUGCUCCAGACGAGUCUGCUGGGACCGAAGAGGAAAAGAAGGAGCAAGUCUCUCCAACAGAGGAGAAACCAGCUGAGGUUUCUACAGAAACUGCAGAAGAGAGCAAACCAGUCGAGCAGCCCAACUCGCCUGUAGCUGAAGCCACGCCCACCAUCACCACUAACUCCGCCCCCUCAGACACACCCACUAAAGAGGAGGCCCAGGAGCAGCUGCAGGAGGUGGAGAAACCGAAAGAGGUGAAGAACACAGCGGGCGAGAACCCCACCCCCGAUGUAAACACAGAGGAGAAGGAGAAGAAAGAGGAGGAGGAGGAGGAAGCCAAACAAGCUGAUGUGCCUGACGCUGCCGAGAGCCAGGAGACAGACCAAAUAGACAAAAAAGAGACCGUCGAAGACUCCAAACCAGCAGAAGAGGCCGUUUCAGACCAGAAAGUUUAACAGAUGACCAGUGAAAUGUAAAAUCCUAAGUAACCAACAGACUGCUCUUAAUAAUGAAGACGGUCUGUUUUUAUGUUUGUCCGCUCUUUUUUGCUGUGGCAAAGAUUUUCUGACGUGUGGAGGGAGUUUUCUAAUGCAGAUCGAUCGCAGACGGACACAAGCCUCCAUCUGUCCGGCUCUUUUACACUCGGGAUCGGCUCUUCUCAUCGCAUGAGAAUUCUUCCUUUCAGAGACGAGAACCUUCUCACACGCACCCAACUAAUACAUGUGGCUUCUUUUAAUGUCCUUGGUGUUGUUAUCAGCGUUUAAUUGGAGAUAUUGCUGCACUGAUGUUAAAAAUCAAGAAAAUCCAACAAAAAGAAAACACAUCAGCCUUUCUGUUCAAGUGAGUUUGAAUCUAAGGAGUAAAAUUGGAAAAUGGUUUCAUGUCUGUUUCCAAAGUAAAGAAUUGUGCCAAUUA